Messenger RNA from Brassica rapa (field mustard), 1113 nucleotides. RefSeq lists its product as uncharacterized. The record is from RefSeq and is a predicted model, not a curated record. NCBI's taxonomy places the organism in Eukaryota, Viridiplantae, Streptophyta, Magnoliopsida, Brassicales, Brassicaceae.
AUGGCAUUCAACAGAGAUCUAAAGCUCAAAAAACCGAUCGUUGAAGAUUACGGUCAUUCUCUCGAAGAGGCUUUCAACAACGUAAAGAAUGCGAGUAGGGAGCACUACCGAGCCAUGCUCUUGAUGUACCAUAACCAAUUGGAAGCCAUCACAGCCAAGCAUUAUGAAGAGCGUGAAGUCUAUCGCGUGCGAGGUAAAUUAGAGUUACUCAAGGAACUCUUCAAGAAAGACGCAAGGAGGAAGGAGAAGAAGAAACUAAAGACUGAACUUGUGCUCGCAAAGGAGAAGAUGGAUGGGGUCAAGAUUCCUUACGUUGAUUGGUUCAAGAUGGACGUUAUAAAUCAAAUAGUUGGGGUCAGCCAUUUGGAGAUUGUUUCUCUCAAUGGAAAAGACACUGAGAAGAUAACACUGGAGCUCCAGAAUCAGCUUACUGAUCGCCUUACGGUUCAUCUGUUGGGUAAAUAUGCUAUAUUUGUUAAUGAUGCUACUCAAAACCUCAUCCAGAAGAAGUGUAUUAUAUGGAUUAUUCGAUUUGCCAAAAUCGGAGUGUUCAAAGGUAAUCUUCAUGGUGAACAAAAGAGACCCGCAGAUAGCAUUGGUGGCGUCCAAACCAUAUUGUCCGAUUCCGGAGUUAUAUGGAAACGGCAGAGGUAUAUUGUUAUGUGUACAAUUGCUGCCAUUGAUUAUGAUAUGGGAUGGUACUAUAUGAGUUGCAAAAUCUGUUGGAAAAGAGUAUUGUUAGUCCCUAGCAAUCAUAUGGUUUAUGGAAUUCAAAAGUCCCAAAUCAAGAAAAAGUACUAUUGCGCCAAGUGUAAUAACUAUCGUUCUGAACUUCUGCCAAGGUACAAUUUACAAUUGGUAGUCCUUGACAAUACUGGCCACUCAAAGUUCCUUCUGCUUGACAACCUUGCAGAAGAAUUAUUAGGGAUUCCCUGCGUUGCGUUAUACGGUUCAUCGUCUGACCAGAUCGAGGCUCCCGUUGUCGUCCAUUCUGUUCUCUCUAAAUUAGUUGGCGGAACCUAUUUCUGCAAGAUUGUUAUAGAGGAGCAAAAUUUCAUGUUCAACUGCCAAACGUUCAAAGUCCUGGAGAUUAUUCCAACUUACGAGUUUUAG